This is a messenger RNA of Aureobasidium musti, 252 nucleotides long. Lineage: Eukaryota; Fungi; Ascomycota; Dothideomycetes; Dothideales; Saccotheciaceae. The record is from the annotation of a GenBank genome assembly.
AUGUCAUGCUUCGAGCCCAACAACCAGAUGGUCAAGUGUGACCCCCGCAACGGCAAGUACAUGGCCACCUGCCUGCUCUACCGUGGUGAUGUCGUCCCCAAGGACGUCCACAGCGCUGUCGCCACCCUCAAGACCAAGCGCACUAUCCAGUUCGUCGACUGGUGCCCAACUGGUUUCAAGAUCGGUAUCUGCUACCAGCCCCCUCAGAACGUGCCCAACGGCGACCUCGCCAAGGUCAACCGCGCUGUGUAA